AUGUUCACCCCGUGGUCUGCCUCAUCAGCAACUCAGAGAGAAUUCAAGACCUCAAGGCGCAAAGAAUUUAAAGCUCGAAUAAAGGAGAAACAGUGGACAGUGGCACUCUCCGACCUAGCCGACUGGUCAAGAAUCGAAGCCGUUGCCGAGUUAAGACUACGUACCGGACACGAUUGCUUGGCAAAACACCUUCACAGAUUGGGAGUAUACACUCAACCCACAUGCCCCCUAUGUAACCUACAGGAGGAAAUGGAGAAGACCCACCUGAUUCGGUGUCCAGCCCUAAAGACAACGACGGAAACCCAGAGAUACUGGGAAGCCAGAAGACAACUAAUGAACUACCGUUAA
This is a messenger RNA of Rodentolepis nana, 348 nucleotides long. NCBI's taxonomy places the organism in Eukaryota, Metazoa, Platyhelminthes, Cestoda, Cyclophyllidea, Hymenolepididae. The record is from the annotation of a GenBank genome assembly.